Molecule: messenger RNA, 810 nt
Organism: Durusdinium trenchii
Lineage: Eukaryota; Dinophyceae; Suessiales; Symbiodiniaceae
Source: the annotation of a GenBank genome assembly
AUGCAUGACCGCUGCGGAGUUCCAGCUGGCGAGGAUCUACUGCAAGCUGUGGCUGCGAUGGACGGUGCUCAAAGGCAUCAUGCAGAAAAUGUCAUUGAGGAGAUGGAAGAGGAGGGACGUCGCACAUUGCAAUUGGCCCAGGGUGCUGUUGAACUUGGCAAAUGGUUGCAUUGGUGGAAUGUGCCCACAGCGAUUGUCACUCGCAACACGCAAGCAACAGUGCAGCAUUUGCAUGAAAAACUGUGGUGCCCAUACAACUUGCCAAAAUUUUGGCCUUCAGUUGCGCGAGAAUUUGUACCACCAAAGCCGCAUCCUGCUGCCCUAGAGAUGAUUGCCUGGGAAUGGGAUGUCGCCCUUGGGCAGGGGUUGCUUAUGGUUGGCGACUCGCCGUCCAAUGAUAUCGCCUUUGGCAAGGCGGCUGGCGUGUCAACAGCACUCGUAGAUGCAGACCGCAGACAUUUUGAAGAGCAAACAGGUGCAGACUUUGUCGUGCAGAGCCUCGUGGAGCUUCCACGCAUUCUGUGGCAACAUUUCGACGUCAACCCCUCGGCUGAAGGUCCUCGGAGACGCCCUCCAAUUCCAAUCAGUGCAGCUUGCCGUGCAGCCUCAUCGGGCGAUGUGCCCACAUUGCAGCACAUGGAGUUGAAGGUCAAGCAUUGCAAGCAACUGUGUUCUCGCUAUUGCCCAGACAUUUUUCUUGCUGAGUCUGGGAGUGUCGCAGUGGUGGAAAUGCUUCUAGCUGCUGGGGUGGACGCAAAUGCCAAAGGUCGGACCGUUCAACAUGUUUUUUUCAGCAUUAAGUUUAAUUAG